GCAUGCGCGAAAUCAUGAGGACGAUGCGGCGCAGACGCACUGAAGCACAAACAGGGGAACUGAAUUCCCCGGAACAAGUGGAACUCUAAAUAAGGCUUGUAUAAGUAAAUAAGUAAACAUGGCGACGAAGAACAGUGCGGAAGAAACGGUCGAAAACAGUCAAGGGUCACAUGACAAAGACAACAUGACAACGACAGAGUACUGCCAGCGGCUGCAGCAGUGGAUGUGGCGCUAUCACAGUGGUUAUGUGAGCUGGCAGAGCUGGGUGCUCAUGUCCGCGCCGCUCUUUCCUCCUCAGCUCGGGUGUCAGACACCCGGCGGCAGCUCCACAUCUGUGUGUGCCGCGACGCCCGCUGAUAUCGCCGCUUGGUUUAACCAGACGAGCAGCCCAGCAGCCCCUGCCUCACCCAGCACUGCUGACCGAGGCCCAGCACAGCCUGCAGGUAGAGAGUACACCAUCCCCUCCCCUCUCCGUAGAUUUCUGGCUGAAACUGUGGAUUUCUUCAUUCUCUUCUGUGUUAAGGCAACCAUAGUGUUGUGGAUCAUGCAUCUCAGUGGAAUAAAAGAUGUCUCCAAGUUCAUGAUGCAGUUUAUCGUGGAAGAGAUUGAUGAGAACACAUCACUGGAGGACCUGCAGAAGAUGAUGGCCGUGGCUUUAGCAUACAGAGUCCUAGUGUGUGUCUAUGAAAUCAUCUGUAUUUGGGGAGCUGGUGGUGCCACUCCUGGAAAGUUCCUGCUGGGGCUUCGAGUCGUCACAUGUGAUACGACAGUCCUAGUGCAGCCGAAUCGGGUUUUUGUGGUACCGGCAUCCAAUGUCAGCUUAUCUUCCUCCACUGUACGGGCUUUAAACAAAAACCUCUCCAUCGCCUUCCUGUUCCCUAUCUUUAUCACGUUACUAUUUUUCCAGCACAACAGAACUGUUUAUGACGUUGUGGCUGGAACCAUCGUGGUUCAGAGGAGAAGAGCUAGAUGACCAGCCUGCGUGUGUCAAAAUCAUGUGAAAGCAGCUCCUGUCAAGCAUCAAGUGCUUUCAAAUGUUCUCAGUACUUUUUUCUAAUGAUAUCCAUAUAGUAUUUCCUGCAGAUUUGCACUAAUGAUCCAUGUAUUAAAGUCUGAUCACAUA
Carassius carassius (crucian carp) is the source of this 1123-nucleotide messenger RNA. It is a transcript of the gene fam8a1a, whose product is annotated as family with sequence similarity 8 member A1a. The coding region runs from base 119 to 973 and encodes 284 amino acids. NCBI's taxonomy places the organism in Eukaryota, Metazoa, Chordata, Actinopteri, Cypriniformes, Cyprinidae. The record is from RefSeq and is a predicted model, not a curated record. The transcript is spliced from 5 exons.